UUCAUCCGGCCAGCGCGAGAUUGGCCAGGAUUGGCGGGCUCGCGAAUGCAGUGGAACGUAGGGUUUUAGCGUUUUAGUGUUGUGUUGACUGUGUCCUCCUGUGUGCACGCACAUCUGCGGUGCCUGCGUUAUGGCCUGAUUACCGUUUUGUUCGCUGACUUCGCCGUCUUUGUGCUGCUUUCUGUCAAGACCACGUGGUUAAGACGAGCGCCUCGAGGAUGACCCGCAAAGGUUAUGGCGCGUAGACGUGAGAUGGAGCUUUGACGCUUCGACACGCCUGUUCUAUUUGGAGGCCUUGUCUACUCUUCGCUACCUGUUGGAAAUUGGAAUCAGUUGGAAGCGACGGCAAGCGCUGUUGCGUCCCCAGCAUAAUGGGCAGAAGAGGCCUGAACCUCAGGGCUUACGCUGCUCACGUCAGCAAACUGUUGCCAUUUGAGUGGACUACCAAAAAGAUUCAUGCGAGCCUCUGCAACACAAGAAGCCCCCAGACUUCGCGGAAGAUCAACCUUAACCAAAGCUGCACCGAGAGUGACAGCCAGUGCUGCCACAUUCUCGACAAUCUCACCUUGUGGAAUGAAUUUCUCUGCCUCUGGCACAUGGAGCUGAAGGAAGUGGUGCCGGGUGAGUUGGGCAUCGAAGUCUUGAAUGGUGGGCGAGUGGAUUUUGCCAUGGAAGCGCAAAACAGCUAUCCUCUGGUGCUCCUUCAUUGGUUGUUGAAGGAACACCACUGUGUGAAAACCCUGAAGGUCCAGAGUUCCAUCUUUCAGAGAUACUCGCAGCUUCUCUUUGACGCCAUACAUCUGAAUGUUGGCUUAAAAACUCUGGAGUUGCAGGGCUGUCACAAAAGUGGAAGAGACUUCUUUAACCAGACGGACAAGGGUUCACAGCAUUUGGUAACUACCCUCGGCACCUUGGUUCGACUCCAAGAACUUGUACUUAGGGACGUAAUUCUGUCGAAGGAAGCGGUUGGUCUUCUUGGAGCUGCUGUGGAGAGCAUCUCUUUAAGGUCGUUUACGUACGUGAGAUCCCACAACUUUGGAGAGUUCUACAGUCUUAUGCCCCAAGAAAGUGCAGUGUUGCUGAUAGAGAGCUUCAAGCGCAGCAAGAAGCUCAGAGAGCUGGACAUCGACCACUGUUGUCUUCACGACAAGUCUUGCGAAAUGUUUGCGGAGUAUCUAGCAGGAAAUGACACUCUUCAGAAGCUCACCAUUCACAUGGUUUCGGUGUCUGGGCAUCGGCUGGAAGAGCUGGCACCUUUGCUUUGUGCACUUGAAGAAAACAAGGUUCUUCAGACAUUUCGGGUCAUUGGCUACCCCAAUUAUGAGCUUCAGCGGGAUCGACUUUCUGGCACAGUGACCGCAAACAGAGGUCUCCGAAGUUUACUUGCAAAAAGCGCAACAAUACCAGACCUGAUAAAGAACAACUGUGCUCUGCUCAAGCUGGAUGCUGCGAGUGCAACCAUAAAAGACAUGAAGCCAUUGGCAGAAGCAGUUUGUGUCAAUAAGACAAUGCAGAAGCUUAGUCUUAAUUGGUUGGGACUGUCCCUCUGUGACACUAAAGAAUUCUGUACUGCACUGGCAAAGAAUGAAUCUCUCAAGUUGGUUAUAAUGAAUAACAUUGAUGAAGAGUUGGUGGACGGUGUCUACAAGGUCCUGAGAGAGACAGGAACAGAGCAGAGGGUGAGGCUUGCAAGCAUCAUCAGGAGUGCCUUGGUUCUGCAGACGACCUUGGAGAACUGCUGCGAGUUGACGGAGGUCUGCUAUUGUGCUGCGUUCCGUAACACCACCGGUAGUGAUAGUGAGUCCUUUGCUGCAGAAGAUGAUGACAGCCACGAAGAUAGCAAUAACAGUGCAAGUGAAGAAGAUAGUGAGUGUGUCCGGGACAAUCCUGAAGAUGGUCAUGCCAAAAAUGAUGGAAACAACAAAGAUGAUGAUAAUAUCCUAAAAAAAGCUUGUGGGGAAACUGGUGGAGCUAGUAAAACAGAGGGUAACAUCCCAAAAUUUGAUGACGAGGAAGCUAAUGGUGGCACGUCAUCCGAUGAUGACCUUGAUUUUGACUAUGAUGGGCACGAAUACUACGAUGACCAUGAUGAUAUGUUGAGGUACUAUUAUGACGGUGAUGUCUACGAGCACUACGGGCACUACAAUGACAUGGACUAUUAUGACAGUGAUGAAGGGGAUUACUUUUAUGAUGACGACGAUGAUGACAGCGACAUUGAUUACUUUUACGACUUUGAGCAUAUGGACAAUCUAAGGGAUGCCGAGGAGGUUGCUCCAGAAAUCCCUGCAUUUCGCUGCCUGAGCCUGUGUAACCAUCUGGAUACACUGGUUAUCGUCGUCAACGAGAGGAUGUGCGAGGAGCGUGCGGGACUUCUCUCGCAGUUCUUGUCGUGGACAAAGACACUGAAGAGCACCACUUUGAGCUUCCCAACAACUGAGCCGUCCACACAGAUGCUUCUGGAUGGACUGUCAUCCAACACAAGCAUCUCGGCCCUAGAGUUGGGGUACUGGCGUUUCAAGCAGCGUCACGCCGAAGACUUCGCACAACUGCUGAGGAAGAAUGAGACCCUGAAUAAUCUCGUGCUCCAUGACAUAAAAACAAAGUUGAUACUCCAAGAGCUCUCAAACUACAUAGAAGACAACAAGUUUCUGGUCAGCUUACACGUGGAUGACGGAGGCUCCUUUACUCAGAAGCCGUGGAUGUUUAAGAUUCUGGAUGUACUGCGGCGGAACUCGUCCUUGCUGCAGUGUGCAGUCCACUUCGUCAUGGGCAACCAUGGCAAGCGGUUUGGGGAAGCAUUUGAACAGAUGUUUCGGAGUAAAGCAUUGCUGAAGAAGGUCCAAGAACUUGCCAGUGAAACUGAGUCUGGUGCCUUGGAAAGGAUCCGGAGUGGCAAGAGAUACCUUGACAUCAACUUUUUGACCGUGGCCGGUGUCGUCAAGGGCAUGGUGGUUUGCAACAAGGGCGAUGGAAGACGCAUCAGGCUGGAUCAGAUCGGGGAGGACAACUGGCUUCGGGUGCGGUCGUAUCUCAAGUUGGCAGACAUCAAGGAGAAACUGGAGGUGCCACCUUUGCAGGGUCCGAGGAGGAGAAGACGGGGUCAUGCUCGCAGGAGAAAGCUGAAAGCCUAGCUUGGUACUAUUGCAGUGCAUUUUCUUUUUGUUUUCUGUAAACAUUUGUUUUGUACUCCUGUUUCAGUAUGUUUUGGUUUUGUAACAUAGAUUUUGUGCUAACUCCGAGACGGGCGGUUUGAGUGCCUAACUUGAGAUCUGUUGUUAGAUCUCUUCCAUCUCUUGAUUGCUGUAGGUGUUGCAUCUAAUAAUGCAUUGAGCCCAACGUUUUUUUGUGUUAUUUUAACAUUAACAUGCACAUUCAGGUGUGUGUACUCCGGAGAACAAAAUGUAUGUCUUAAAACCCACAGCGUCUAUCAUAGAUCCCAUUCAGUGUAACAAACUUGCUCUGAAAGGCAAUUUUUUUUUCUUACUUUACAAACCUUUUGUAGUUUGCUGAACAUGUUUAUUAUUUUUGCUGUACUAAAUAUUGAGCAGAAGUGUUUUGAUCUGGUCUGAGUAAUAAUAAAAAUGCCAGUUUGUAC
Molecule: messenger RNA, 3595 nt
Organism: Ixodes scapularis (black-legged tick)
Lineage: Eukaryota; Metazoa; Arthropoda; Arachnida; Ixodida; Ixodidae
Exons: 2
Coding region: 372-3131 (919 amino acids)
Source: RefSeq, a predicted model, not a curated record